Hemiscyllium ocellatum (epaulette shark) is the source of this 1380-nucleotide messenger RNA. RefSeq names its product centromere protein O (gene cenpo). Bases 91 to 1263 code for a protein of 390 amino acids. Gene Ontology annotation, cellular component: kinetochore; Mis6-Sim4 complex. NCBI's taxonomy places the organism in Eukaryota, Metazoa, Chordata, Chondrichthyes, Orectolobiformes, Hemiscylliidae. The transcript is spliced from 6 exons. The record is from RefSeq and is a predicted model, not a curated record.
CCCAGCGGGCUAACCUCCAGCACCACCGUGCUCAUGCUGUCCACCGGGUUGAGGUACCGCUGGGUGUUCGGCUCCGGGUAAGACAGCUGGAUGGCGGCAAUGCUGGCGUGGCAGGCCUGUGCGACCAGGGCCCCAAGUGUCCAUCCAGGGGCGGAGCGGAGAUCUCCCCUCACCACCACAUACUGCAGCAGGCGGCUCGGAGCUGGGCCCUCGGCCUCCGCCAUCAGAGAAUCCGCCGGAAGCGCGCGCGGCCGCGGGACGGUUUCUUUCAAAAGUGCGCGGGAAAGGAGCGCGCGCCGCAGAGUCGGCAGCUGCCGCCUCCCCAACACCGCCAUGGCGGCAACAGCCGGGGCAGGUGUGUUGGAACACUUGAAGACACUGGAGAAAUGUGCCAAGAAGCUGGCGUCAGAACAAUUAGAAGCACAGCACAGAGCACAGGUUCUAGAGCAGGAGAAAACAUUGUUGGAAAGACUGAGAUCAAAAAGGGAUGCACUGAGGACCAGAGUGACUGCACAGUCUGCUGGAUCCUUGUUAGAUAUUCUGACAGAGACGCGAACAGUCUCAGUGCCACUGUUGGACAAAGUGGAUGUUAGUUCCAUGUUACUGAAAGGGAGAGUCAAGACUCUGCAGGACAUUCUGGAUGCAUAUAGCCUUGCAGGAGUUAGCGUUAAGGUGAGAGAGCCAAGCUCUACAUUCUCUUUCUGUAUCAGCACUGCAUAUGAAGGUAUCUACCUAGACUCUUAUUACCUGGACAUUCACACCAAGCAUCCACGCAAGAUCAUUCAGCACAACAUACCUGCCUUCAUCCCUCUGGAGCAGACAGCUCGCAUGUACCUGCAGAAUGACCUUGGGCAGUUCGUGGAUGUGCUGCGGGAUGCCCUGAAUGCCUAUGCCAGCAGAAGAUAUCAGGUGGAGCAAUUACAGGUGCACCACCAUACAUCCCUGACGGGCCAGGUACAGAAGAAUGCUGCAUAUAACUUGUUGAAAUUUCAGUGUCCCAUUCAGUGUGGGGACAUGCAUCAUGACGUCCAAGUGAAACUGGUAUAUGAGGAUCUUGCAUGCUACCUUCCAACUGAAGUCACAUUGACCUGUACAGCAGAAGAUUCAGAAUCCAUGAGGACAAAGUUAGAAAGUUAUCAGCAACUCUUCCAAAACAUGGAGCUUCACCGAGUAUUUAACAGCUUGAAGAUGCAACAAGAAGCAGUUGUAUCAAGCAGCUGUCUCUCUGCAGUACACCGUUCAGCCAGUCCUUCCAGGCAGUGAGUGCUACAGUCUUCAACUACCACAUUACAAAAGAGGCUAUGGAACAGAACGCAAGUAGGAUUGAUCUUGAAGUUUUGAAUUAUUCCUAAAUAAAAGAGAUGAAUGAUUCUGUAUUAA